UGCUGGAAUCAUAUAUAUUUAAGCUGUGGAAUAUUUUGCUGCUUCUCAGUCAACGCCAAUCGCUUUGGCCAUAAACAGCUCAGACUCAGCCAUGCAACCCAGCAUAUUAUUUGCGGUCUUGUUCAUUGCGCUAAGCAAUUGCAUUGUAGAUCACGUACUUUGCACAGAUGCGGCAGCCAACGGCCGCCAGCGGUCCACACUUGGCAACCACGAAGGCAGCAUCUUUCACAGAGUGACACGCCAGUCUCAGGCAACCAGCGAGGCGGAGCAGCUGGAUAGAUGUUUUAACCAUGGAGGGUUCACACAUGGACGUUUGCUGUUUAUCUGGUACGACGAAGAUGGAGCGAUAGAUCCGGUGAAGCACUUGAGAAAGAUCCUCGUCGAUGAUCUAGAUCUGUCCAAGCUAGUUUUCUCCAUAGAGCGCGUUCGGGUGCAUGGAAACCAAAUGCUUUUCGAUAUGUCGAGCAGCUUGAACGCGAAUCGGGUAUUUCGUAAUUAUUGUAAUCUUUUCGCAAGAAUUUCUGAAUAUCGCUCGCAAGGCUACGAUGAUCCAGCCUUGACCUACAAAAUUGUUAAAACGGAUGAGCAAUUUUUACGCUAGCCAAUUCGUAAACUCAGGUAUUAGAAAAGUAUUUAAAAUGUAUUUUGGCAAUUGAUAAGCUUAAGUGUAUAAUUGUAAAUUUUUAAGUAUUAAAUUUUAUUUAUAAAAAUAAUAAGCUUUUAUUACGCUGUGAAAAGGGUAUUGUACAGUCCGCAUCACCCAAUCGCAAGUACAUAAUUGAAAUAUAUUCAAUGUUUAAUAUGAAUUGUGUGAGUCUUAAGCUAUUAUAGUGAAAUUUGA
Molecule: messenger RNA, 841 nt
Organism: Drosophila novamexicana
Lineage: Eukaryota; Metazoa; Arthropoda; Insecta; Diptera; Drosophilidae
Exons: 2
Coding region: 92-601 (169 amino acids)
Source: RefSeq, a predicted model, not a curated record